GAAUCCAUCAUGGCGUCUAAUCACAACACGUGAAUGUCAAACGAAAUUAACGAUGAUUUUACCGGUUUUUGAUCAAAUUUAAGCUAAAUUUCGAAUUAUGUACAGAUUACUUAAGUAUAAUAGUGCAAUACUGGGUGGUUCACCGAAGUUGUCGUUAGGUAAAUUAGGGGAAAAUGAUUAUUUGGUCGGUGAAAAAACGUGUGAACUUUGUAGGCAUUUAAAUAGGACAUCCAGAGUUAAUUUAAGGUUUCAAUCGACGAUAACAAGUCCAAAUCCCUCACAGACAGUGAAGAAGAAAGGAAAAGUAAAAAGAAAGUAUGCGGAACUUUUGGCAGUUGACCAAAACAGCACAGUCCAACAAAAAGCCACCAUAAAAAGACUGACAUCCAAAGACAUGAAGCUAUUCACGAGUACAAAUUUAAACUUGAGCGAGUUAUAUAAAUUAAAGGAUAUGGCUAAAACGCUGCAAAUAUCUGGAGAACACACCUAUAAUAGUCUAGGAAUAAUACAUAAUUUUGCUGCAAAUAGUUCUUCAAAUGAAGAAGUCCACAGUUUAAUUAAUAAUGAUGUGACAUAUUAUAAUGUGCCAGCUUUGUAUCCUGUUGAUGUGGAAAGUAAUUUAAGUUUAAAUAAUGUGGAGGAGAGUGUAAAUAGAGAGUUUAUGGAUGGGCAGACUGAAAUUUUUGACGAUUUAGCUUUGCAUAGAAUACCGUCAAAAGCCGGCACAUUCCUGCCAGAAACGGAAGAAGACCAUCACGAACCGAUGGAGGUGGUGGAGGAAAUAAAAGAUCCCAGAGAAUUGACGAAAAAAACCAAAGUCGACCAAAAAUACCGCGAAAAAAUCGUGAACAAAACCCUGGCGGCGUACCUAGAACUGUGGUGUCACUUGAAGCAACCGCAGCGAGGUUUGCAAGCUUUAAUUUUUCACAAAAACCGCAGAAAGAAGAAUAAGGAUGGUAACGUGCCACCGAUAACGAGUAUUAAGGUUUAUAAUGCGUUGCUGAAGGGUUUCGCGAGUAAGGGAAAUUUCGAGAAAAUGCAGGAAAUACUUGAAAUGGUUGCUGAAGACAACAUCUCGUUGGAUUUGCAAAGUUACAUAGCUAUAAUGGAAUGUCUGGGUAGGCGCAACAUAGACAACAUCCUAACAAAACAAAUUCGAAUAUUUUCCAAGGAAGCAUCAUCAAAAGGUUUCACUUUUUCCAAGAUGAUGAACGACGGGUGUUUUUUGUGCGACGAAAGGGCAAUGGUUCUAAAAGCUAUGCAUUCCGUGGACCCGGAUUUCCAGAUUUACUUGGACACACCAAAAUUGCAUUACCGGAACAUGUUGGUGAAUCAUUUGAACGAAGACAGUCAGCUCGAGAAGAAGAUUGAGCAGUUUGAAGAAAAAGGCGGUCUUUUUACUCCGGAUAGUUUAAAAAGUAAAAUACAGGAACAGCUCGAUUUGGAAAUUGAGGGAUAUGUCACGAUCAAGAGCAUAGAAAGCAAAGGCGCGCCCUCCGAAGACGUGAAACGCUACCGCGAGCUCUUACAAGAGCACUACAAAACCUGGGAGGAGUCUGCACACGUCGCGUUCGUUCGCGAUCUCGGCGCUCUGACCGCGCAAAAGAGCUCGCUAAACCACGAAGUCUACCUGCGCUGCAUCCCCAUCAAAGACUACGUCACCGUGAUAGUGGACGAGGCGAAAAAGUUAGCGCAAGGGUCCGAAACCUACAGCCCCACCGUCAACAUGCUGUACAGGGACUUGGGGCACAAGGUUUACGCCAGGUACAAGGUGCUGAAGAAGCAGAAGACGGGCGUUUUGGACAAGAUUGUCAAAAUUCACAGUAAGUAUUGCACGGAGUACGCGUGUGAACACCCGGAAAUGAGUGUUCUGCCGGAAGAGGACGUUUUAUUGAAUCCGCGUCAAAGGUGGCAGUGGGCGGAACAAGGCGUCAGGGAUACGGGGGCGACUUUGGACAUGGACCAUCAAGAAUGGGUGCCUACCAUUCUGCAAACCAUCGGAAAAUUCCUAUACCACAUCAUUAUGCACGAUUUGAAGGUCGACGUUAACGCUAUAAGGCUAAAUAGCAAGACAAAGAAUAUGUUACCGGGUUUUUACACGAUAUUCCGCACGCAGGGUAGAAUAGUGAAGGAGGAAGUGAAACCUCACCCAGUUCUCUCAAAAUUAUACAGGGCUUCGAUGCCCGAAACUUUAACGUUUCCGGCGUACGAAGUUCCCAUGAAGUGCCCUCCGAUACCGUGGAUUUCCGUUGGUACCGGGGGCUAUCUGGUGUCCCCCGUGGACGUGGUUAGAAUGAUUUCAAAUGCCAAUUCUCAAAGAGAAAGGCUGGCGAACGCGCCAGCCGAACAGCUUUAUCCCAGUUUGGAUGCUUUAAAUCAAUUAGCAGCUGUUCCGUGGAAAGUGAAUCGGAAAAUAUUGGAUAUUAUUUUAAGUGUUUUCAACAAUGGCGGCUCGGCUAAAUUGGAUGUCCCCGAACCGAGCACAUCGCUUGCUCCGCCACCCCCCUACACCGCCGACAUGGACAAGCAGGAAAAGUUCCACAUAUUCCGCCAAAAGUUGCAGCACCGCAGAAAGAAGGCGGAAAUGUACUCUCUAUGGUGCGAUUGCCUCUACAGGCUCUCAUUGGCCAAUCACUUUAGGGACGAUGUGUUUUGGUUACCACACAACAUGGACUUCAGGGGCAGGGUGUACCCCGUGCCCCCCCACCUGAACCAUCUCGGUUCCGAUUUGGCGCGUUCCAUGUUGAUUUUCGCGGAAUCUCGGCCUCUGGGCCCCGAAGGUUUGGAUUGGCUGAAGGUGCACCUAAUUAAUUUGACCGGGUUGAAGAAGCGCGAUCCCGUGACUGAAAGACUGAAGUACGCGAACGAGAUAAUGCACCUUAUCCUGGACUCGGCCGAUAAGCCGCUGACGGGCGAGCAGUGGUGGGUGCGAUCGGACGAGCCCUGGCAGACUUUGGCGUGCUGCUUGGAGUUGGCGGAGGCGGUGCGCUCCCCGAACCCGGAGGAGUUUCGCAGCUGCUUUCCCAUCCACCAGGACGGCAGCUGCAACGGGUUGCAGCACUACGCGGCGCUGGGCAGAGACGCGGCCGGCGCGUACAGCGUCAACUUGGCGCCCAGCCACGUGCCGCAGGACGUCUACAGCGCCGUUGUCGCCUUGGUGGAGGAGCAAAGACAAAAAGACGCCGAGAGUGGAAUCGAGAUCGCCCAAAAACUGGAAGGUUUCGUAAAAAGGAAAGUGAUAAAACAAACUGUGAUGACCACCGUAUACGGGGUGACCAGGUUCGGGGCGCGACUCCAGAUUGCCAAGCAGCUCAAAGAUAUCGACGAUUUCCCCAAAGACUCCGUAUGGGCCGCCUCCUCAUAUCUAACAGGUAGGACCUUUGACUCUCUGAGAACGAUGUUCACUUCGACGAGGGAGAUUCAGGAUUGGUUCACCGAAUGCGCCCGAUUGAUUUCGGGGGUGAGCGGACAGCACGUGGAGUGGGUGACGCCUUUGGGGUUGCCUAUCGUUCAACCGUACAUCAGGAGCAGAAAAAUUCAAAUGCCCAUCUACGAAUCCUAUCAGAUGGACACUUUCGAAAAACCGAACGUUAUGAAACAAAAGAACGCCUUCCCCCCCAAUUUCAUCCACUCUCUGGACUCUUCCCACAUGAUGCUCACGUCUUUGCACUGCGAAAGAAAAGGCAUCACUUUUGUUUCGGUGCACGAUUGCUAUUGGACGCAUCCCUCUACAGUGCACAUCAUGAACAAGGUUUGUAGAGAACAGUUCGUUGCUUUACAUUCAGAACCCAUUUUGGAGGAACUUUCGAUAUUUUUGACGGAAAAAUACAGUUUUGAUGACUGGGAAUUAACUGGAGAUGGUUCAGCCACUGACGUUUCGAAGAAAAAAUUGAAUAAAGUGCUACGCCAGUUGCCUAAAACAGGAAAAUUCGAUAUAAAUCAAGUAAUAAAAUCCGUGUAUUUUUUCAGUUAGAUUUUUAUUUUUUAGUUUAUUUGUAAAUAUGUAUAUUGGUGCCAUUUGUUUGUAAUAAAUUUUUAUUGUUCUUA
Molecule: messenger RNA, 4047 nt
Organism: Brassicogethes aeneus
Lineage: Eukaryota; Metazoa; Arthropoda; Insecta; Coleoptera; Nitidulidae
Source: the annotation of a GenBank genome assembly